Molecule: messenger RNA, 3444 nt
Organism: Callorhinchus milii (elephant shark)
Lineage: Eukaryota; Metazoa; Chordata; Chondrichthyes; Chimaeriformes; Callorhinchidae
Product: thioredoxin reductase 1, cytoplasmic
Exons: 17
Coding region: 210-2180 (656 amino acids)
Biological process (GO): glutathione metabolic process; cellular response to oxidative stress; cell redox homeostasis
Cellular component (GO): mitochondrion; cytosol
Molecular function (GO): glutathione-disulfide reductase (NADPH) activity; flavin adenine dinucleotide binding; thioredoxin-disulfide reductase (NADPH) activity
Source: RefSeq, a predicted model, not a curated record
CAAUAAUUCAGCAUCUUUUGGGGUUGGACCUGAUUAAUGUGCGUCUCAAACCUCUUUCAACUGGCCUUGUGGUGCUGCCAAUCAAUUGCAGCCAAAGUUAUGUCACUUUGAACUCUUAAAGAAUUGCUGAAUCAUACUUCUUAGGUAAACAACCAGUGCGUAUAAAGCCACAACGGUGAGAGCAGCUAUGAAGUGUUUUGCCCCGUGCGAUGGGGAAUUCGGUUCGCAAGGGGAAAACAGUCUUUGUGGAUAAAACGCAGAUCCAGAGUAUGGAGAACACAAAAGCGUGUGGUGAGCUACAAAAGAAAAACCAACAACAAGGCAAUCUCAAAAAUAUCAAUAUAGACCCAGUCCAGACUAAUGAGAACGGGACUCUUGCUAAAUCAGAGAUGGAGGAGUUCAAGUCAAAAAUUCAGGCCUAUAUUGAUAACAAUCUGGUCAUGAUUUUCAGCAAAACUACCUGCAGUUAUUGUGCUCAGAUCAAAGAAUUUUUCAAGUCCUUACAUGUUCCCUUUCAGUCCUUGGACUUGGACCAAACAGUUGAAGGCAAAGCCAUCCAGGAAGCUCUGUUUGAACUGACUAAACAGAGAACUGUGCCAAAUGUCUUUGUGAGGAAGCAGCAUAUUGGAGGUUGUGAUAAAACAUUGCAGGCCCAUAAAGAAGGAAAGCUCCAGUCAUUACUAGAGAUGACUGAAGCUAAUCAGGUAGAUGGAUCCUAUGACUAUGAUCUCAUUGUCAUUGGAGGAGGCUCUGGUGGACUUGCAGCUUCAAAGGAAGCUGCCAAAUAUGGAAAGAAAGUGUUGGUCCUGGAUUAUGUUGUGUCCACACCUCUGGGCACUACAUGGGGUAUCGGAGGAACGUGCGUCAACGUAGGCUGUAUCCCUAAGAAACUGAUGCACCAAGCCGCACUUCUGCACCAAGGCCUGGAGGAUGCCAGGAAAUACGGCUGGGAGUUUGCUGAGCAAGUCAACCAUAACUGGACAACUAUGAAAGAAGCUAUUCAGAAUUACAUUGGCUCCUUGAAUUGGGGGUAUCGAGUCAAUUUAAGGGAAAAUAACGUUACCUAUGUGAAUUCUUAUGCAGAAUUUGUCGGGCCUCACAAGAUCAAGGCAACUAAUAAAAAAGGAAAAGAAACAUUUUAUACCACAAAGACGGUUAUUGUUGCCACUGGAGAAAGGCCUCGGUAUCUAGGUAUUCCAGGCGAUAAGGAAUACUGUAUCACCAGUGAUGAUCUCUUCUCACUCUCCUACUGCCCUGGAAAGACCCUUGUGGUUGGAGCAUCCUAUGUUGCCCUGGAGUGUGCAGGCUUUCUAGCAGGCCUCGGGCUGGAUGUCACUGUCAUGGUUCGCUCUAUUCUGCUGCGUGGCUUUGACCAGCAAAUGGCAGAUCUGAUUGGGGAAUACAUGGAAUCCCACGGGGUCAAAUUCAUUAGGCAAUUUGUCCCAACUAAAAUAGAGCAGAUUGAACCAGGAACUCCAGGGAAACUAAAAGUUACUGCUCAGGCUGUCAGUGGCACAGAGACAUUAGAGGGGGAAUACAGUACAGUAUUGCUGGCAAUAGGAAGAGACGCCUGUACAAAAAAUAUUGGCUUGGACAAAGUAGGAGUGACGGUCAAUGAAAAGACCGGUAAAGUUCCAGUCAAUGAAUUUGAACAAACAAAUGUGCCUGACAUUUAUGCUAUUGGAGAUAUUUUGGAUGGCAAACUACAGCUCACACCAGUUGCAAUCCAGGCUGGGCAACUCCUAGCCAGGAGGCUGUAUAAUGCAGCCACCUUAAAGUGUGACUACAAGAAUGUACCCACCACUGUCUUCACUCCCUUGGAAUAUGGUGCAUGUGGCUAUUCAGAGGAGGACGCCAUUCAAACACAUGGAAAGGAUAAUCUAGAAAUCUAUCACAGUAACUUUUGGCCACUGGAGUGGACUGUUCCAGGAAGAGAUAAUAACAAGUGCUACUGCAAGAUUAUCUGUGACUUAAAAGACCAGAAUAAAGUGAUAGGCUUCCAUGUAUUAGGUCCUAAUGCAGGAGAAAUCACCCAGGGAUUUGCAGCCGCAAUUAAAUGCGGAAUGACCAAGGAAGUGUUGGACAAUACGAUAGGAAUACAUCCAGUCUGUGCGGAGGUGUUCACCACCCUGUCAGUCAGCAAACGAUCUGGUGGAAACAUCCAGCAGUCUGGCUGCUGAGGUUAAACCCUGCUGUUGUUACUGUUGCCGCUGUGGAUUCACUUGCAUCUCGCUGAACUAUUCCCUUCCGACUUCCGUCUUGCACACCUAUAAGACGACCCAAUAAAUGGGCCUGGUGUUCUGAGCCAUCGUGGCGUUGAAAGGGAUUUGGGAGUAGUAAUGUGAGGCUUUGUGUUACCAUUGGCAACCUGUACAACGGUGGGGUCACUUUUUAUCCUCCAAGGUGAGCUGCUGCUUUGUGGGGCAUCUUCUCGAUGCUUUAAUGAAAUCCCAGCCUGGAACCAGUUUUAAGUGGAGGGCUGCGAUUGAUGACUGUAAAGCACUGUCUCCAAAUACUCAGACCGUGGGCUUCCUCUUGUGUUCGACAAAUCAAAUGGUAAAUCAAGAAUGAGGGGGAAAACUAUAUUCUUUCUAUUGGAUUUUAAAUUCUUUGAACUUUGUGGAAGCUGAAUGUUUUUACUCUUGAAAUAUUUUCAAAUUCCAUUUAUUUACUUCUGUUUAAGUUUAUAACAUUGGACUUUUAAGAGUGGCAGUCAGUAUUGAAGCUGACUGUACAGAUUUAGUCAGAUCUCCUUAACUUUCUAUUAAAUAUUAUUUUCGAUCUGAAUGGACAUUAUUGAUAUUUUUGUAUCUCUGAAGCUACUUAAUUCAUAGCAGCAGAAUUAUAAACUAUACAUUGGCUGCUGCUGUUUGAAUUCUACACUGAAGAAUUGAGAGGCCUUUUCUGAUGGGUCUUUAUUCUAGAAUAUGUUUUCAAACAGAGAUCUUUGCAUUCCAGUGCAGAAUCUAGACUUCUGCAGGAUCAAAAUCAUGACGAUUAAACAGCAAUUUAAAGAGAAUUAGUCUGAAUUUGGUUUCAUUGCAAACUGUCUUUUUAUAGAGAUAGAUAUGAAUCUGUCUCAGCAAAAUGCUAUUGAGAAUCAUUGUGCUUUGAACUCAUGCACUUAGGCAAUUAUAAGAACUCCUCAAACUUCAUAUCACAAUGCAAUCACCUUUUCCCUGAAGUCAUUGGAGGACAUCAUAGGUUUGAGAACUGUAGAGCCAUGACACUCGAUAUUGUACAUGUGAAAAUAUCAUUUGACAUUCGGUGUAUUUAUUAGUUAUUUAAAGUGCAGAUCAACUAUGAUCAUAGAAUAAGCUGCAUGUUACUCUUAAGUUCCUGUUUUGUGUGUCCUAGUUCAGCUUGGUUGAUGGCACAAGGGCAAUAGUCGUGUAUCUGUUGACAUAGAAUUCAAUAUUGUUAUAUUAAACAAUAUAGAAUUAA